AUUCCAAACACUUUGAAAAUCCUCGUCAAUGAUCAGCAUUGCUUGUCUUCUGUGUCUAUACUCGCAUACUACGCGGCCACCAUGUUAAGCCCCAACCAUGUUUUCCCAAACAUCUUCACAGUCUCUGUACUAAUGUCAACGUUCACACUUACCUGUGCCGCGUCAAGGCCCACUUCAUGCCGCGUCAGUGCCGCGUCAACCAUAGCCCAUGCCGCGUCAGUGCCGCGUUCAAACAAGUUGUGCCGCGUCACAUGCGCGUCACGCCGCGUCAAACCUCAUCCAUGCCGCGUCAGUGCCGCGGCACAGCCUCGUCACAGCUACCCUUCACACACGAGUUUGACUUGCGACUCUGGCUGAGAUAUGGCUGACCACUCAAUUAUAGUGUUGGCAAAAGCGCUUUGGGUCGUCUCGGGAAGUAUUGGUAUCCUGUGCAGCUAAUUCAGUCCUUU
Suillus clintonianus is the source of this 449-nucleotide messenger RNA. RefSeq lists its product as uncharacterized. Bases 82 to 357 code for a protein of 91 amino acids. The record is from RefSeq and is a predicted model, not a curated record. The transcript has 3 exons. Lineage: Eukaryota; Fungi; Basidiomycota; Agaricomycetes; Boletales; Suillaceae.